Messenger RNA from Hypomesus transpacificus, 3529 nucleotides. Its product is annotated as atrial natriuretic peptide receptor 1-like. Gene Ontology annotation, biological process: cGMP biosynthetic process; receptor guanylyl cyclase signaling pathway; intracellular signal transduction. Gene Ontology annotation, molecular function: ATP binding; peptide receptor activity; guanylate cyclase activity. The transcript is spliced from 23 exons. The record is from RefSeq and is a predicted model, not a curated record. Bases 36 to 2633 code for a protein of 865 amino acids. NCBI's taxonomy places the organism in Eukaryota, Metazoa, Chordata, Actinopteri, Osmeriformes, Osmeridae.
GUCAGAGACGCAGAUGAGAAAUCCGCUUUGAAAAUAUGAUUUAUUUGAAAAGUUACUGUCUUUUAGCCAUGGCUACGGAACUGCUGUUUGGGAGUCCGGUAUUUGGUUGGCACGACCUGGACAAUAGCGAGUACGACUGUUGGCCCCUGGACAAGCCUGACGAGCUGAACAUGAUCGACUGCGGAGGGCUCGAGAUGGCGUGGGUGGACAGACCACCAGACACAGUGAAGGUUGGGGAGGUGUUUAACGUGUCCUACUCUGUCACCACCCAGGACAGCUUCUACCAGUGGGCCCUGGACAACAGCAUCUUCACACACAGCUCCAUUGUGGAUGUAGCUGCAGCUAAGAGCUUCUGUGAGGAUCAUGAAUGUCCUGCCAACUGGAGAGAUGCUAACGAAGACAACUGCUGCAUCCACCACGCCAACAUCCACUCCUGCCCCCUGGGAUACAUGUCUACAGAGAGAAUAUGUGGUCCCUGGAUUCCAGAUGACGGUCAGAUCUUCACACACACCAUCUCCACUUCUGGCAAGAUGACCCAGACCAACUGGACUGCCAAGGUGGUGCUGACCCAUGUGGGGCUGACCUCCCUGAUUGCUCACAUCAGAGUGGGACUCAUGCAGGUGGCCCUGGAGGCCAAGAGCACCGUGCUGCCCGCAACACACUGUGGGAACAGUGUGUGUGAGGAGGAUGAGCAGUGCUCCACCUGUCCUGCUGACUGUGGAGAGUGUCCCAUGAGCACCUCCAUCAAGCUGGCCAUCAGCCUGCCUGCUGCCCUGGUCAGCAUCAGCUUCUUCUGCACUGCCAUGUGGUUCAGGUACCAGAAGCAGAGGAUGUUCUGGGACGAGAGCUGGAUCAUAGAAUAUGGACAGAUCAAACAAGACCAGAUGACCAGGACCACCAGCGUCAUCAGUGUUCCUCUGGCCAAUAGCGACUCCAACACCAGCUGUGUGACUGCGCUCAGCUCCUGCACCACCCAGCACGCCUCCCGCAAACACCUCUUCACACUCACUGGGCUGUAUGAUGGCAGAUCUGUGGCGAUCAAGAGGAUCCACACCAAAACCUUCUCCCUCUCCAAGUCCAUCAGGCAAGAGGUCAAACAAGUCAGGGAGCUGGACCAUCCUAACUUGUGUAAAUUCUACGGAGGCUGUGUGGAGGUUCCCAACGUUGCCAUAGUAACAGAGUACUGCCCCAAAGGCAGUCUGAAUGACGUGCUGCUAAAUGAGGAGAUACCCCUGAACUGGGGCUUCAGGUUCUCCUUUGCUACAGAUAUCGCCCGGGGCGUGGCCUACCUGCACCAGCACAAGGUGUGUCACGGGCACCUCAAGUCCCUCAACUGUGUCCUCGACGACCGCUGGGUCUGCAAGAUCACAGACUACGGGCUGUCCACCUAUCGGAGAGAGGACCUGGCUGAGCCCCUGACGACCUAUCAGAAGAGACUACAGGAGGUGUACAUGCCCCCUGAGUGUCACAACUGCAACCUGGAGCCCACCCUGGCUGGAGAUGUGUUCAGUUAUUCCAUAAUCCUGCUGGAGAUCGCUACUCGCAGCGACCCUGUCCCUGUGGAGGAGUCCUCUCUGGAGUGUGCUUGGUGCCCCCCCCUGCCAGAGCUCAUCUCAGGGAAGACAGACAACACCUGUCCCUGCCCUGCCGAGUACGUGGAGCUUAUCAGGCGCUGCCGUUCUCAUAACCCCGCCCACCGGCCGGCAUUUGAGCAGAUCAGGAAGGUCGUCCAGAGGAUCAACCCUCACAAAGUCAGCCCUGUGGACAUGAUGAUGAACCUGAUGGAGAAGUACAGUAAGCACCUGGAGGUACUGGUGGCAGAGAGGACCCAGGACCUGAUGCACGAGAAACAGAAGACAGACCGGCUGCUGUACAGCAUGCUGCCUCGUCAGGUGGCAGAUGACCUGAGGCAGGGGAAACCUUCUCAGGCCCAGAGCUUCGUCAGCGCCACCGUCUUCUUCAGUGACAUCGUGGGGUUCACCCACCUCUCCAGCUCCAGUACUCCCUACCAGGUUGUAGACUUCCUCAACAAGCUCUACACAACCUUCGAUGACAUCAUAGACAACUACGACGUCUACAAGGUGGAAACCAUAGGGGACGCCUACAUGGUGGUGUCAGGUGUACCUAAGGAGAACGGCAUCCAGCAUGCGUCUGAGAUCUGCAGCAUGGCUCUGGAUCUGGUGGCUGUCUGUCGCAGCUUCAGAAUCCCGCACAAACCCAACACCCUGCUGCAGAUACGCGCUGGUAUACACUCAGGGCCGGUUGUGGCUGGUGUGGUCGGCACCAAGAUGCCUCGCUACUGUUUGUUUGGAGACACAGUCAACACAGCCUCCAGGAUGGAGUCCACCAGCGAGGCCCUGAAGAUCCAGUGCAGCUCCGGUACAUUCUACCUGUUGGAGGAGAUAGGAGGCUACGUGCUAAACUGCAGAGGCAUGCUCCAGGUCAAGGGUAAGGGGGAUAUGGUGACCUACUGGCUAGAGGGGAAGCAGGCGUCCGUGUCCUGUAAGGACCCCUACCAGGACCCCUCCAGGGUGUCCAGUAAGAAGCCUGCUGUGGUUCCUGACAGUGACAGAGAGCUGUACUCCUCCAUGCCAGGCUUCCUCAACCACGACCUGCUGCUAGACCCUGCCUGACCCCUGAACUCUAACCCCCUCAUGCUAUACCCUGCCUGACCCCUGAACUCUAACCCCCUCAUGCUAGACCCUGCCUGACCCCUGAACUCUAACCCCCUCAUGCUAGACCCUGCCUGACCCCUGAACUCUAACCCCCUCAUGCUAGACCCUGCCUGACCCCUGAACUCUAACCCUUCAUGCUCCUCCAUGCCAGGCUUCCUCAACCACGACCUGCUGCUAGACCCUGCCUGACCCCUGAACUCUAACCCCCUCAUGCUAUACCCUGCCUGACCCCUGAACUCUAACCCUUCAUGCUAUACCCUGCCUGACCCCUGAACUCUAACCCCCUCAUGCUAGACCCUGCCUGACCCCUGAACUCUAACCCCCUCAUGCUAGACCCUGCCUGACCCCUGAACUCUAACCCCCUCAUGCUAGACCCUGCCUGACCCCUGAACUCUAGCCCCCUCAUGCUAGACCCUGCCUGACCCCUGAACUUUAACCCUUCAUGCUAUACCCUGCCUGACCCCUGAACUCUAACCCUUCAUGCUAUACCCUGCCUGACCCCUGAACUCUAACCCUUCAUGCUAUACCCUGCCUGACCCCUGAACUCUAACCCCCUUCAUGCUGGAACUUCCUGUAUCUAUAGUAGUUCCCAAGCUAAAAGGUUGUAAUACAUCUAAGUUAGAUGUAAGUCUUUUUUCACUUGGGUCAUUUCAAAUGUUUGUUUGCGAACUGACUAGUGCUAAGUCCUUCUGGUUAAAACCAGGAGCCCUCUCUUUCUGUUCUCAUAGUGGUCCUCCACUGUUGUGAAGCUCUCUCUCCCCUCUCUCUCUCCCCCUGCUCGUGUUGUCCUCACCAGGUUAGGGUUAGGUCCUGUGUUGUUCUUCUGUUUGGGUCAUUAAAAGUUCUUAACUCUA